CAAACAUAUAAAUACUUACAUAAACUAGUAUUAUGUACAUUAGAUGAUCAGUUGAGAUUAUAGUUUGUUUUUAAAUUUAUAUUUUAAACAUAAUUAAAUUAUAAUUAAUUAAUGUAAAGACAAAUUUGUAAAAAUAGAUUUCUUAGAUUGAUUUUAUACUCUUUUGGUAUCUAGUUAAGACCUUGUCCAUACGGAACAAAUGCGCCGCCAAUUAAGACACUAUUUUUAGUUUAUUGCUCUAAAGUCGUUACAAAUGUUUCUAAUACUCGCAUAGUAGAUCUAACUCUUAAUAGGAAUAUUUUUUAUUGUUGUCAUAGGUGGUGGGUACAGCUCACUGUGUCAAGUCCUUGUUCUCUCAACCGUUGGCCAUCACGCUACAAAGCGGCAAGUUUAUCAUCAGGGAGUAUGGCCAGUAUAUACUGGUGAGUUAAAUAACUUAGCCAUCAUUAAUAAAACUAUAAUUAAUUAAUCUUAUAUUAUCCAUAUAUUUUACAAAACAAGAAACAAUUUAAUAAAAUAAAUUACAAAUAAUUUCGUACCACUAUAUUAAUAUAAUUAUAUUGAACACUCUAUCAAUCAUUUAUGAAACCAGCACAUCUGUAACAUAAAUAAUAAGGAUGAUCCUGACACCAGCAAGCCAGAUACACGGAGUCGCUUCAACUUUUACAAGUACAUUCAGUUUCACCUCCGUAGCCGAGUGGUUCGCACGCCGGUUUACAAGGUGUCGCCAUCUCUGAGGUCGCAGGGUUCGAUUCCCGGUCGGGUCAAUGUAGUAAAUGAACUUUUCUAUAUUGACUCGGGUCUGGGUGUUGUGGUAUCUUCGUUGUCUCAGAUACUCCAUAAUACGUGGGCUUUAGCUACUCAUCUUGGAAUCUGAGCAAUGUAUGUAUUGUUUUUUAAUAUUUAUUAUUUAUUUAUAUAUUAACUAUGAUGCAUAUUCACUUUUACUAUCAAAUUUAACAUUACUUUGCCCCCAGGCCAUUGGCAGUGACCGUAACAUUCCUGAUUGGGUGCUAAAGAAUCGCGCCAACUUACUCACGUCCAUGAUAAAGGUCUACCACGGAGACCUCCAAGUCCUCGCCACACAGAUGGAAGACAGGAAACGUCUAGCUGAGAAGCUUUAUCAGAUAUUUGAGACAUACCUGCCUGUGUUGCAGUAUGGAUGUCAUAUAUUCCAAAGAGUGCCAAUGUUGAGUCUUCCUAAGAGUGCCACGUCGAUUUACAUGGAGGCAAUGCAAAUAUUAGAUCACUGUCGCAAGAGUAAAGGUGUGCUGGGCGGCGUCGUACUGUACAACAACAAAAUAAUCGCCACCCAGCUUCCUCCAAGUCUCACUUCAUAUUUAACAGUGGUAGAUCCAUAUCGGAUAAAGUCGCCAGCGGAGACACUCGAUACAGAGACCCCCUUACCGCUAGGUGCUCAGUUACUGGUGGUCUACAUAGGCAAGAAGACAUUUAACAAUCUGAAGCGUCAAGCGCAGAUAUUGCAAGAGUUCCAUGAUAACGGAGAGGAGAUGGUAGCUAAGUUUAAAAAGAAUCAAGAAGUAGAACGCGAAAAGCAACGGGAAUUUCCCCAAACGGGCAUGAAAAGGGACAAAUCUUUACUGUUCACCGCAGUGCCUGAAGAAGAUCACACUAUGAUUUCACCUCCGAACCGCGAUGACCAGCCGACCUUGAGUCAAGAACGGAAACCGAGCAUGCCCGACGUCGUCCCCUUCACCAACAAACCGCGGCAAAGACCCACCAAACUGUCGCUCAGCUUCAAAACACAGAAAUCUUUAGAGGAAGAUUGUAAGGAAAACGAAAAUGUGUUCACCGGUCAGACCAGCGUAUGUGGAACGCCCAUGGUGGAAUAUAAACGUCUACACGGAAAUAUGCUGUCGAUAUGCCGGCAGAACCCGGAAAAUCAACCCGAGAAACCGCCUGAACCGGACGUAUUGAAAAAUAUAGAGAACUGUGCGAAAAUCAAUUUAGAAAACGAAAAGAGGGACAACAAAAUUGUCUUGGACAUCAACUGUAUCGGUGACCAUUAUAUCAACAAACCGGACCCUCUAAGAAAGCUAGCCAGCGUCACUGAUAUACAGGAUACAUAUAAAAGGCUAUCAAACAGAACGACGUCCAGGUUUAAAUUGAAAAAGGCCAACGUACCCCUAAACGAUGACAUGACUCCGUCGCCCGAACGAGAGAUUCAAAAAGACCGGACGUCGCUAACUAUAAACGAUCCCUCAUUCCCUGUGUUUAGAAACGACGGCGUUGCCAUAUCAGAAUCUCUCUUCAACCAGUACAUAGAGCAGUAUUACGCACGAAUGAAGCAAGAGGCCAAAGAAGACAACAUGUUUACUUAUAAUAUGAAGCUGUGCGAACAAGAGAAGUUCGAAGAUUUUGACUCAGAAUUGAAUAGGUCUCCGCAAAGGACGCCUAAAAAGAUAGCCAAAGAAACCACUAAGACUGCGCCGGCCGACCAAUCCAGGCGAAAAUCGUUGUCUUUACCUUUAAAAUCACUGUCAGACAGUUCAGAUUCGCAAAUCGGAUCAGAUUCUGAGGCGACCAGUUUUAAGAAGAAACUGACUGGUGUGCAACUGACGCCGCUGAUGGAAAAACUGAGUCAUCUGGCGUUUUCAGACAAGUCCAGCGGUUACAGCAGUCGAGUAAUGACACCACUUGAACUUCGUGAAUUCCUCACGCCAGCUGCAGAGAGACAAGUCACAUUUACAGACAGACCUAAACCUCAAAGACAGGAGUCAGAAUCGGACUCCGAUUCCGAAGGUGAUAUAGAUCAGCUAGCGGAGUACGGUCAGAAUGCUGUCAAGUGUGCCUUGUUCGUGAGCGGUCUACACAAUAUGGCGCUAAUAUGUCUACUGCAACCAGAGCCAGAGCCUGACACUAUACAUGCACUGUGGGACACGUCGCUGAACGCCCUUGGUCCCAUAGAGCAGAAGUGCAUGGAGCCGCUGAGUGCGGGCGCGGGGGGGGAGUGCACCGAGUACAGUUACCUCACGCUGGACCCCGACUGGGGCACCGUCAACAAGGGAGGACCCUGGCCCGCGCUAGACAUCGCCACAAUGGGACUCAUACACAACGAGUUCUGUGAUGACCCGGAAUUAGCUGAAUUCAUAUUAAGGAGCGAGGAGAGCGUGGUGGUGGGGUGCCGGUGCGGGGGCGCGCAGGUGUACUACCAGGAGGCGGGGCCCCGCGCGCCCGGCCCGCCCCCGCCCUCCGACGCCCUCGCCGCCGCCACCCUGCGCGCCCGCCGCCGUCUGCUGCGCGACCACGCCACGCUCAUACUCUAGGGCACAGGUACUCGCCGCCGCCCGUCACCGGCGCAUAUCCAACGACAUCUCCGAACAUAAAAGAUGUUCGGCGCUAGGUUUACAAAAAAGCCGGGGAGCGUGAGCGGGCUACGGUCACACGCGUCAGCCGGUUUAUUUUGAAGCAUAACGACGGGUACACGCCUCGGCUUCCUGUUUGAAUCGUGUUUGAAAAUCAGUUAUUUUAAUAAUAAAAAUGAUUUUGUAUGAUGCACCUUAAUUUUGUCGAUUUGUGUAUAUUUCAUUAACCUUUUAUAAAAAAUUAGUGCAUCCUCUUCUUCUUCUUCUAAAAAUAAAAACCUUAAUAUUUUAUUGUUCAUUUUGCCCGCUAUAAACACGACAAUUCAAACAACGUUCAUAAUCGUGACUGAAUGCGACUAUAAUCUUAUUCACAUAGGAAGCUUCAAAUCCCAAACGUCACAGUACCCGUGCUAUGUAGAACGAACUAUACUAGAGAUGCUGUGACCGACGGCGGGUAGCGUAUCCGCCGACGCAUCUCCACACGUCAUCGGUUGCGUGCGACGGCUUACAAAUACUCGGACUGAGUAAAGUAGUGCAAUCACACUAAACGAUCAUGUUAUAAAUGAGAAGCAUUUUAUUCUUUCAUAUCGCACUGUAAAGACAAAGAUAGGAUUUUUAGUAUAGAAAUAGUUGGGCAGUAAAAGCUUAUUUCUCCUAUAAUUUUAAAAUACCUAUAGCGUAACAAAAUUACACUUUCUUGGUUAUCUUCUUUAGGCUCGUAGUAAUAAAUUUAAUA
Molecule: messenger RNA, 4062 nt
Organism: Diatraea saccharalis (sugarcane borer)
Lineage: Eukaryota; Metazoa; Arthropoda; Insecta; Lepidoptera; Crambidae
Source: the annotation of a GenBank genome assembly